ACACGACAGGCCAACACAACCGUUACGAACCCGUGUCUGGUGUCACCCUUUGUUGUGCGCAACCUAAAACCCUAAACCGAGCUGAUGGCGCGGUCGGGGGCGCUAGCCGCCUCUGCCGCUUCCAUGGCCUUCACCUCCGGCCAUUCAUGGCGGAUCAUCCCUCGCCCCGUCCUUGAAACAAUCCUCAACAACUUCGCAAACCAUCUCCGCGUCCCACAACCCCUACUCCUCCAUGGACCCCGUGGGGUCGGCAAAACGUCGCUUCUGAUCCACCGUCUACUCCCAGAAUGGAACAAAGGCCCUCACAUCACCGGCUACGUAGACUUCGCCGCCAACACUAGCGUACCCUGGACCUCUUCUCCCCCUGGUGACCUCCCCUCCUUCACCAGCCGUCUCGAGCACGAGCUCGAAGCCAUGGCUGAGCGAGGCGUUCGCCUCGGAACCAUAGGCAGUGCUUCCGUUUUCUCCGCGCUUAACAAAUGGCACGGCGUGGGCGGCGCUCUCCGCCGGCUCAUCGGGCCGGGCCGACUUACAAAGCGCGACGAGGCGGUACCAGUUUCUGCGCUUUGGAACAAGGCAUUGAUCGCUUUUAUGGCCCGGAUUGGGGAUGGUGAGAUUGAUGUUUUGCUCGGAGAAGCGGCUUCGCGAGAGGAGGCGGCGUUCAUGAGGGAGGCUGUGGUUGCGUUGAGGCUUGCGAAGGAGGUACUGGGAAUGCAUCAGGAGUGGAGGAGGGAGGCGGUAAUGCAUCUCAACCGCACGGGGCGUUUCUCGAGGUCCCUUGUGAAUUCUGCCACGGAUUGGCCUUGUCUCCUUCUACAGAUACUGUCGGAUGCUGCCGAGAUCGAUUUCUUUCAGCCGAAGCUUGUUAUAAAUAACAUUGAUGUUCUUCGGAGGACAGUCAUAACAGAUGAUUCAGCUGUUCCUGCUGCUAUGUAUCAUGACAGUUUAAUAUGGAGAGUGGUGGAGAUGGGAGUGAACGACAAAUGCUUGCCAGUAAUUUUUAUUACAUCAGACAGCUACUAUUCUUAUCAAGCAUUUAUAGAUUUUGGCUUUCGUGACAUGUUCAUCUUUCGUGAGACCUUUGGUUGGACGCAUGAACAAGCUAAGCUGCACAUGACAUCUGAUUUUUUUAGUGAAUCUGAGUGGAAAGUGAUUGAUGAGGUUCUUGGUCCAAAUCCUCGGCACCUCUCUGAGCUUUAUGCUCUUAAACAGACAGAUUCUUAUCAGCAUCCUAACAGUCAAAGUAAUUUCGAGGAUAUUGUUGAUGUUUAUCUGGCGUAUUUACAGGUGACUGUGGUCAAUCCUGCCAUGGAGUCAGCAUUGGCUCUCCUGCAGAAAUUUUCUUCUGAUGUACGGAAUGGGAAAAUUCUAAAAGAGCAGUUGCAUUUUGGUGCUCCUUGGAGACAUCCACCUCCUACUGAUGAUCCUGUUGCUUCUUUGAAAUGGGCUAAGAUUCAACUAAUGGAUUUUGUUCAAUCUCUUGUCAAUACAGAAUUUGGGGUGAAUUAUCUAGCUGACAAAAGCUUUGAAAUCCUAGACGAUCCAGCAUUAGUUGCGAUGCUUGAGGUUGGAUUACUCUAUCAGCAACGAGAUCCAUCUUUCAUACGUCCAAUUACAGUUGGUAUUCAAAGAUGUAUUGUGAGAUGGCUUGUACAAGAAAGAAUGCAAAUGAGCUUUCCAGAUUACAUGUCAUUCCUGUGGCAACGUAUUAUACGUGGAAGGAGCUAUCGGCAUUUGAUGAAAGAAAUAGGAUAUAAAUAGGUUUUAUGUUCAUUCAGGUAAUUUAACUUGAUUUUUUUGCUGCAAAUUUGAAUUAUUGAACUCAAUAAUAUUUUUUUUAACACAAUAAGUUUCAACCAUUAAACAAUCAAAUUACAGCCAAUCAAGCAAACACAAAUUAUAUAUAAAUUUGAAUUCAAUAAUUUUGAUGAUCAGAAAAUUACUACACAAAUGUUGAAAAGUUAAGAAUGAAGGUGAAGAAUAGAGUGACUCAAUGAUGAGAAAAACAACCCUCUGUUAUAAUAUUUCAUGUAAGUUAUAUGUUUUAUUAUUUAAUUGCUUUGCAUUGUUUGAUGUCAUUUGUUCAAGGAUCAUAGAACAUGAAACUAACUAUGAUAUUAAUAAUUUUACAUUCUGCCAUGCGCUCAUCAGUAUAAAUUGUUUGGUCUAUUUGUGAAACUUUUUGGAGGUUGAGAGGAAGCAUUACAUUUUUUCUUUACAAAUUAUAAGAAAUGCAAAGACUUGUUUUGAAUUUCUCAUCUUUUGUGUAUAAAAAUGCAAUGUUUUAUGAGCACCGUAGCUUUACCUCGGCC
Messenger RNA from Dendrobium catenatum, 2312 nucleotides. RefSeq lists its product as uncharacterized. NCBI's taxonomy places the organism in Eukaryota, Viridiplantae, Streptophyta, Magnoliopsida, Asparagales, Orchidaceae. The coding region runs from base 85 to 1761 and encodes 558 amino acids. The record is from RefSeq and is a predicted model, not a curated record. The transcript is spliced from 10 exons.